AUGAACUACACACAAUUUGAGUAUGGAACAGAGCUUACAUUGGCAUCCAGCAUAGGCAUGCUACACCUUGGUACAUUUUAUGCGCCUGGGGCUGUUGCUGAUUCUCCUGUUUGCUCUCCAGGACAUGGGCUUCAGUUUGUUCGACUGAGAAGAGCGAUCCCCACUAUCCAUGGGCUUGCUGCUGGGCGAAAGGAGUUGAUCAGCGCCUGUCCGGGCCUUCACAAAUGGCCCAUGGUGGCGGCUGCAGGUGACUGUGAGAGGCUUUUUGAGAGAGGGGGAGCGCCCUAUCUCUGGUGCAAAGAUUGA
This is a messenger RNA of Ostreobium quekettii, 306 nucleotides long. The record is from the annotation of a GenBank genome assembly. NCBI's taxonomy places the organism in Eukaryota, Viridiplantae, Chlorophyta, Ulvophyceae, Bryopsidales, Ostreobiaceae.